UGUUCUUUCACGGUAAAACCUCUCAAUACCCCAGCACAUGAAGACAGGGUGAGAGGAAUGCUGUAUGAAUGUAUAAUUGAUGGUUAGCCUCCUCAGUAUUCUGCAGUGCGAUGCUGCUUCAGACUCUGCACACUGACUGUUAUCAUGGAGGAGCUGCAGCAGUGAGCAGGACAGCACGCAGCAUCUCCAUCUUCCCUUCGCCUUUAUUAUCCUCCUCUCACAUCGGUUAAUAUUAGCGCUGCACACCGGGAGCCGGGAGGAAAAGCCGCAGAUUAUUUGCGCGUUAAUCCUCCACAGACAGAAAGACCUGCACCGACACAUCCUCCGGGCUCUGUCUGCAGGGGAUCCGCUGCAGAACCAGCAGUGAAAACAGCAAGAUGAAGCAUUUUCUGAGAGUGGUGACGCAGUUCUUCGUCUUCCUGUACUGCAAGUGUUUGUGGCGAGGACUGAAGUUCGUCACCAGGAAGUUAACGGGUCGCUGCGAGCUGCAGAGGAUCUGCUACAACAACAAGCAUGGAGCCCGCAGGACCCUGAAGAUAGAAUCAUCUCUGCGGUUCUCCAAGAAUGCGCUGCUGCAGUCUGCGCUCAGCGUUCAUCCUGAUAAAGUGGAGAAGACCAUCGAGGACAUCAUAGCGCUGAAGAAGAUCAACCCUGACACCAACCCACAGCUGGGCAUCUCUCUGCAGGCCAGCCUGCUGCAGAUCGUGGGCUACAGGACUCUGGUGGCCGAGGUGGAGAAGCUGCGCAGGGAGCCAUACGACUGCGAAAACCCCGAGCAUGAGGACAUGCUCAUGAAGCUGUGGAAGGAGCUGCGUCCCGACACUCCUCUCACCGGACGGAUCUCUAAGCAGUGGUGUGAAAUCGGGUUUCAAGGCAGCGACCCGAAGACCGACUUCAGAGGGAUGGGUCUGCUGGGCCUGCACAACCUGCUGUAUUUUGCAGAACAUGACAAAGCCACGGCUCUGCAGAUGCUCCACGACUCCCUGCAGCCAAAGCACAAGAUCACACACAGAAAGCAAAGUGAGACAAACAAGCCUGAGUGGGAACAGAAGAACAUCGACAAAGCUAUCGGAUACUCCUUCGCCAUCGUUGGCAUCAACAUCACUGACCUGGCGUUCUCUCUGCUGGUCAGCGGCGCUCUGAAGACUCACCUGUACAACGUGGCUCCAGAAACACCCAGUCUGAUGCACCUGCAGCAGACCUUCUGUUACCUGAUGCAGGAGUUCCAGCGGUUCUGGGUGGAGGAGGAUCCGUGCGACAUCAUGGAGUUCAACCGGGUCCGGUCCAAGUUCCACCGCCGGAUCCUCCGGCAGCUGAAGAACCCCGACAUGGCCCUCUGUCCUCACUUCGCCGCCUCCGACCUGCACCUGGUCAACCUCUAAACCCCCCCCCCCCCCCUCCCACUGGAUGUCCGGUAGGCCAUCUUUCAAACAGCUGGACACAUCUGGGGAGACUCUUCCUUCUCUGCUCAGCUAACGUCAUGUCGUGUCACUGCCAAAAGCUCUCACACAUGCACGCACGCACGCACACGCACACACACACACACACACACACACACACACACACACACACACACGCGCACACACACACACACACACACACACACACACACACACACACACUCACACACACACACUGCCUCUCCGCCACCAGCAUCAGAGAUGACCGUAGCGAUUGUAGCUGUGCAUGAGGAGGCUGCACCACACUCAUCCUUUGCUUUACAUUUGAAUAGAUAAGUUGAUUGUAUACGAGCCGUCACGCCGCACUGAUGUGCUUUUUAUUCUCAUAACAAACCAAAUUUACUUUCCCUGCCAAAAAAACACAAAAAGAUAAGUAGGUUUUAGCGACGUAGCGUUCUUAUAGGUUCUUAAUAUCUUGGCGAUCAGCGGUCGGCUUUCAGAAAACUGUGUCAGAAGUAAUAUUUUGUAAAUGAAGAGCUAUAGAAAUGUAAUGUGAGUUUAAAGAAGUGUUCCCGGCGCUGAUUCAAUCAAAUGAUCUGUGUGUGUGUGUGUGUGUGUGUGUGUGUGUGUGUGUGUGUGUGCGCGUGUGCGUGCGUGCAUGUUAGCUGUAGAUUGUACUUUUUUUACGUCACAUUAAAGACUUCUCCUUGCCAAAAUAUCGAAUGUGGAGAAAUUAAAAUCAUAGCAGCAUUUUGUUUCUUGUGAGCUCAAAUGUACGUUUUGUAAACCUGCAGAAAUAAUGUUCAGGAACAUAUAAAGGAACGUCCCAUUGGUUGGCAUUAGGCAUUCUCCAACUUGGAAACUAAAAGUUCUUCAUUAUUUUUAAGAGCCAAUUAGAGACCCAACUUUUUAAUGGUAUUUCUUUUGUGUAUAAAUAUUUGUUUCUUUCUAAAUGUAUUUUUCUUUUGGCAUUCUUAUUUGUAUUUACUUAAUUAAUUCGUAUUUUCUUAUUUUAUUCUUGAUGUUAUUCUUAUUUUUAUGUAUCAUUGUAUUCUUAAUUUAAUUCCCAUUUUAUUUUUAUUUUAUUUUUACAUUUUAUUACUUUUUCCUUGUUUUAAUUUUUAUUGAUUUUUCAUUUGAUUUGAUUCUUCUUUUGCUAUUUAAGUAAUAAAUCAUUAGAAAUGAAAUAAAACUGAACAUUAUUUUUACAGGUUUGCCAAAAAUUUGGCCUUUGCUUUGAGUUUUGAAUGUUCCUCACAAACAAACUGUUUUAAUUCAUUGAAUGUGACUGUUGUUUCAGCCAAAGCAAUAAUUUACAUUAAUGUCAGCGCAGUUAUUCAGCGUGUUUGUUUGCACCGUGCGUGCCUCACUACUGUUUGAUUUAAUAACUCAGAGCUGGAAGCAAAUCACAGCUGCUGCAGCAAGCGGGAAGUAAACCUCAAUUAUAAAACAUGUAGGGCAUUUGUGGAAACAGAGGUUUUUGAGGGAAAUGAAUACGAAGUAUAAAUAAUACAAUCAUUAAAUGUUUGUUCUAUAAAGUCCACAGAAAAAGCAAAGGGUGUGCACCAUGUGAUUGAUGGUCUGCAGCACUGGUUUGUUAUCCCAGCUCUGAGUCAUAGUUUUAUUUUUCACUGAUAAUUAAAUCACCUCACGUCUGUUUCUUUACUUGAACAAAUGUAUUGCUCUGAGAAAUGUAUGAUAUAUUUUCCUGCCAUGCUUGCACUGUUGAUUGUGUUAAAUAGUGUCUAAUAACUUUGGUUAGCUUUGGUUAGCUUUGCACUGUAAAGAAUAUAAAAGCAGUUUCCUUUAUUCCGCUGACAGCGCAGUGAUGUGUGCGAUGAUGUAGAUGAGGUUAGACGGAGGUUAGACUGAGGUUAGACUGAGGUUAAACUGAGGUUAGACUGAGGUUAGACUGAGGUUGGACCGAGGUUAGACUGAGGUUAGACUGAGGUUGGACCGAGGUUAGACUGAGGUUAGACUGAGGUUAAACUGAGGUUAGACUGAGGUUAGACUGAGGUUGGACCGAGGUUAGACUGAGGUUAGACUGAGGUUGGACCGAGGUUAGACUGAGGUUAGACGGAGGUUAGACUGAGGUUAGCCUGAGGUUAGCCUGAGCUUAGCCUGAGGUUAGACUGAGGUUAGACGGAGGUUAGACUGAGGUUAGCCUGAGGUUAGACUGAGGUUAGCCUGAGGUUAGACGGAGGUUAGCCUGAGGUUAGCCUGAGGUUAGCCUGAGGUUAGACGGAGGUUAGCCUGAGGUUAACCUGAGGUGACACGGAGGUUAGACUGAGGUUAGCCUGAGGUUAGACUGAGGUUAGCCUGAGGUUAGCCUGAGGUUAGACAGAGGUUAGCCUGAGGUUAGACGGAGGUUAGCCUGAGGUUAACCUGAGGUUACACAGAGGUUAGGCUGAGGUUAGACUGAGGUUAGACUGAGGUUAGCCUGAGGUUAGCCUGAGGUUAGACGGAUGUUAGCCUGAGGUUAGACGGAUGUUAGCCUGAGGUUAGCCUGAGGUUAGACGGAGGUUAAACGGAGGUUAGCCUGAUGUUACACUGAGGUUGGACGGAGGUUAGACUGAGGUUAGCCUGAGGUUAGCCUGAGGUUAGACAGAGGUUAGCCUGAGGUUAAACGGAGGUUAGACAUGGUUAGCCUGAGGUUAAACGGAGGUUAGCCUGAUGUUAGACUGAGGUUGGACGGAGGUUAGACUGAGGUUAGACUGAGGUUAGACUGAGGUUAGACUGAGGUUAGCCUGAGGUUAGACUGAGGCUAGACCCGCUGCUGUAUAUUCUGCUUUAAACCGCCUCUUAAAUCUGCAUGAUGGUACUUUUGUUGUUACGGCGUUCUGUAUUCUUAUUAUUAUAGAGUAUUGAUAUUAUAUAUUGUUAGUGUGCUUCAUUUGUCUGUGCUGUACUUUUUGACAUCACAAUAAAGACUUAAUGUCGGGGAAAAAACGACGGAUCACU
Messenger RNA from Eleginops maclovinus (Patagonian blennie), 4361 nucleotides. RefSeq names its product ELMO/CED-12 domain containing 1 (gene elmod1). The transcript has 12 exons. The coding region runs from base 378 to 1382 and encodes 334 amino acids. The record is from RefSeq and is a predicted model, not a curated record. Lineage: Eukaryota; Metazoa; Chordata; Actinopteri; Perciformes; Eleginopidae. Gene Ontology annotation, molecular function: GTPase activator activity.